Molecule: messenger RNA, 930 nt
Organism: Adineta ricciae
Lineage: Eukaryota; Metazoa; Rotifera; Eurotatoria; Adinetida; Adinetidae
Source: the annotation of a GenBank genome assembly
AUGAACAAUCAUUACAAUUAUGAUGGUACAAAUACGAAUUAUUCGAAUCGACAACAGUUGUCUGAUAAUCAUGUUAAUGUAAAUAAUCCAUCAUGUCUUCUACAAUCUCCUUUACUCGAUUAUUACGGACAAGAAUCUUUUCAUCAAGCAUCAACAAGACAUAUUCCAAUUUAUAAUAAUAAUCAUCAUCUCUAUCAAGAUAAUUCUAAUCAGUUUUAUCGAUAUAAUGCACUUUCAGCAAAUCAACCAAGUAGUUCAUGUGUAUAUACUUGUCAAAAUGGUUUACUUGGAAACUAUUCCGAAGAAAAUCCGACCAAUGGACUUGCACCAACUGAUAUGGUGUCAUCAAUUCAUCCGAUGCCUCUUGAUCUUUAUGGUUUAUCAAUCACACCUCCUCCUCCUUCGUCGGCCAAUGCCGCAGGUGGAUGUACAUCGUCACCAGCAGCACCUUCAUCAACCCAACAAACUUCACCGAAUGAUCCGAAUUCGUCAUCAUUAAAUAAACAAGAGGAUACGUCUCCUGUGAUCUAUCCAUGGAUGCGCAAAGUCCAUAUCAACAAUCCAGUUAUUAACUAUACAAGUGGAGAAACAAAACGAGCUCGUACGGCGUACACUCGUCAUCAAGUAUUAGAAUUGGAAAAAGAAUUCCACUUUUCCAAGUAUUUAACUCGUCGACGACGCAUCGAAAUAGCCCAUUCACUUGUUCUCUCUGAACGACAAAUUAAAAUUUGGUUCCAAAACAGAAGAAUGAAAUGGAAGAAAGAUCAUAAGUUACCCAAUACAAAAUCGAAGUUACCCGAAACAUUACCAGCAGCAACAACAUCAUCGCCUCACGUUAUAAAAAAAGAGGAGCAAGAACGUGAACUUGAUCCAAUGCUUGUCAACGAUUUGAUUAAAGAAGAAUCUUUCUCAUCUGAAUCAUCAAAUUGA